AUGUCAGCUCCUCGUACGCCGCCGCCUCUAGAGGCAGCUAAUGCACCAGCCUCGGUACCACCAAACGCGCUAGAGACCCCAGCGGAGGCCGCAUCUAGGUCUCCAGGCCAUGAUGUGGCUUCUCCUGAUUCACAUCCGUUACUCGAAGUAGCGGCGUCGCUCCUCGCUCGUCUGAAGCCCUUCUUGUCGGAGUCGCACAUCGAGGUCGAGGGGCGACUUUGUAGCCUCGGCCAGCCUCAGAAGCGAGCAGGUGAGAGCACGCAGAAGGCCCCUGUUGGUGCUACUGCUACAUCGAUCCCAUUGCACGAUGCACCGCGUAUCGUGGCCGGCGGACAUCGUCGCAUUCAAGUCGGUGUGAGCGCGGAAGACUUCGCCAGGAUGCAGGCGUACGUGGCAGAAGAGGUGGAGGCCUUGCCGUUCCAGCAGUCUGUAACGGAGGAUGUCAUUACAAAGACUGGCCGCUACACGUACGCCGUUGCCGAAGACUUGUCAGAGUCGUUUGUCGGGUGCAUAGAGAAGAGGCGCCUGUGCAACGUCGAGGUGCUCGUGCCGGGCUGCCCGUACGACAUUCGUGUCUCCAUCAGCACGGAGGUGCCCAAGACAGCGACGAAUGCGCCUGCUGUAAAACCAAAAGGGCACGUUCGUCGCAAGCGGCGGUGGACAGCAACGACCGAGUCCUUCGAGUACGCCUUUACGCGCGUCGGCGCCGACGACCAGCGGUAUCCAAACUUCGAGGUGGAAAUUGAGGGCGUGCACGCGAACAGCCAGGCUGGUGUGACCGAGGCUUGGCUGGUGGAUCUGCUGCGCCGUUUGCUGGCCCUCGCACAGUUGAAGGGCAACACCGGAUUGCCACAAAAGUCGGUGCGUGGAGAACACCAAUGA
Molecule: messenger RNA, 882 nt
Organism: Leishmania mexicana MHOM/GT/2001/U1103
Lineage: Eukaryota; Euglenozoa; Kinetoplastea; Trypanosomatida; Trypanosomatidae
Exons: 1
Coding region: 1-882 (293 amino acids)
Molecular function (GO): polynucleotide 5'-phosphatase activity
Source: RefSeq, a predicted model, not a curated record